UUCGCCCUGCCUCUCCCUCCCCCUCUCUCAGGCCUUAUCUCCCUGCAGUUUGCCAAGGCUGGCUAGGAUCUGUAGGGUGAUCCGGGGAUGGGCAGCGGGUGCUGUAUCCCUUGGCUCCUGGGCAUGGCUCUGGAUUCUCUGUAGAUGCUGCUGCUCCAUCAUUACCAGGAUGAACGUUGCGCUUCAGAAUCUCAGCAACAGCAUGUCUGACUAUAAACGUGCAACAUUUCAUGAUGACGAAGUCCAGGAUCCUACUGGGGAGACUGCUUCAUCUCCUGAUACUGUAGAGAUUGGAUUUCGGAAAGGAAGAGGACAUAUGCUUGGCUCACUUGGUGGUAGAUCUCAGCCAGAAGUUUUUCUAGGAGUCCUUAGUGCUGUUCUAGGAUUGCUGCUCCUUGGAUGUCUUAUUGCUUUAGGAGUUCAGCAAGUCUCAGACAAGACUCGCUCCUUGUGUCUCUCAGAGGCCUGUGUUUCUGUAGCUGGCCGUAUACUCGAUUCCCUGGACAGAGACAUAGAACCAUGUCAGGAUUUCUACCAGUAUGCUUGUGGAGGGUGGAUGAAGAGGAACCCUCUACCUGAUGGCCGGUCAAGAUGGAACACCUUCAACAGCAUCUGGGAUCAAAACCAAGCGGUGUUAAAACAUAUACUUGAGAAUGUUACAUUUAACUCUAGCAGUGAGGCAGAGAUGAAGACACAGCGGUUUUACCUGUCUUGCCUCAAAGAACUGAAAAUUGAGGAGAUGAAAGAAAAACCCCUCACUGACCUGAUAAAGAAGGUUGGUGGAUGGAAUAUCUCAGGUACCUGGAGAGGGGAUAACUUUAUGGCUGUGCUAAAGACUGUCUCAGGGACGUACCGGGCGACACCAUUCUUCAGUGUCUUUGUAAGCGCGGACUCCAAGAGCUCAAAUAGCAACAUUAUCCAGGUGGACCAGUCUGGACUCUUCCUUCCAUCAAGAGAUUAUUAUUUGAAUAAGACAACUAAUGGAAAGGUGUUAGCUGCAUACCAGCAAUAUAUGGUGGACAUGGGCUUACUGCUUGGGGGUGCCAUAGGUUCUGUUGAAGUCCAGAUGGCGCAGAUUGUGGAACUUGAGACCCAGCUGGCUAAUCUCACAGUUCCUCAAGAUGAGCGUCGGGAUGAGGAAAAAAUCUACAACCGCAUGAAUGUGGCCGAGCUACAGAAUCUUGCACCUGUAUUUGAUUGGUUGGAUUAUUUAAAUUUUGCACUGUCACCCUUGGAGAUCAAUGACACAGAGCCUGUGGUAGUAUAUGGCAAGGAAUAUCUACAACAAGUGUCAGACCUUGUCAACAGCACAGACCCAGUGAUCUUAAACAAUUACUUAAUUUGGAAUCUGGUCCAAAAGAUGUCACCCAGUCUGGAUUCCCGUUUUGAGAAAGCUCAGGAUAAGCUGCUUGAGUCACUGUAUGGUGCCAAAAAGUCCUGUACCCCUCGCUGGCAGACCUGUUUAUCCAAUACAGAUGAUACUCUUGGAUUUGCUCUGGGAUCUCUGUUUGUUAAAUCGACAUUUGAUAAGAACAGUAAAACAAUUGCAGAGCAGAUGAUUGCUGAAAUCCGAACAGCCUUUGAAUUCACUUUAGCAAGUUUAUCAUGGAUGGAUGAGAAGACAAAGAAAACAGCUAAGGAGAAGGCAGAUGCCAUAUAUGACAUGAUUGGAUUUCCUGACUUCAUUCUGGACACAAAAGAAUUGGAUGAGGUGUAUGAUGGGUUUGAGGUGGCUGAUGACUCGUUCUUUCAGAACAUGUUGAAUUUCUAUAACUUUUCAGCCAAACUAAUGGCUGAACAAUUAAGGAAGCCACCAAACCGAGAACAAUGGAGUAUGACACCCCAGACUGUCAAUGCCUAUUACCUGCCAAAUAAGAACGAAAUAGUCUUUCCAGCAGGCAUACUUCAGGCUCCAUUCUAUGCUCCCACACAUCCAAAGGCUCUAAAUUUCGGGGGUAUUGGGGUGGUGAUGGGACACGAACUGACGCAUGCAUUUGAUGAUCAAGGCCGAGAAUAUGAUGAGGAUGGAAAUUUGCGUCCUUGGUGGCAAAAUUCUUCUUUGGAAGCAUUUAAAAAUCGUACUGAGUGUAUGAUCAGUCAGUACAAUGCUUACACUGUAAAUGGAGAGAAAGUCAAUGGAAAACAAACACUGGGGGAAAACAUAGCAGAUAAUGGAGGACUGAAAGCAGCAUACCAUGCUUACAAAUCUUGGCUACAAAAACAUGGUGAGGAGAAAAGAUUGCCUGGAGUUAGGCUGUCCAACCACCAACUCUUUUUUGUAGGAUUCGCACAGGUAUGGUGCUCUGUACGGACUCCGGAGAGUAGCCAUGAAGGAUUAGUCACGGAUCCCCAUAGUCCUGCAAAGUUCAGAGUGAUUGGAACCUUGUCAAACUCAAAAGACUUUGCCGAACAUUUUAACUGUCCCAAAGGGACCCCAAUGAACCCAGGGAAAUACUGUGAUGUGUGGUGAAAAUCUAGAUGCACAUAUUAGUAUGGCUGCUUGUUCUGCAUAUACAUGAGGUUAACUUUAAAUGGUAAUUCUACCAAAAUGGAUAAUUCAUUUAUGGGAAGUGUUGGUAGGUUGAAUCAUCCCCUGUCUUGUAUCUCUUAGGAACUCCAGUGGUUUGAUCUCUAAAGUUUCAAGGUCUGCCUUUACUAAGUGAAGGUCUCUUGGGUUCUUAGUUCUGUCAGCUUGUAAAGACGCAAUCUAUUAUGUUACCAGCUCUAAUCUACAUAUUGAUUCUUGCUUAUGCUGCAUUUCAUAGUAUAAAGUCCCUUAUGUAAAAAUGCAGCAAAGAAUGUGAGAUCAUUUGGAAUAGCUGUGGCAAUUAAGAAACAAAGUUAUCACCACCAGAAUCCUCAAAAUAUAUAAGAAGAGGGUUAUUCAACCUGUUAUGCCCUGUACACACGAUCGGACCUUUGUUCGACCAAAUUGACAUCGGAAUUCUGAUAGAAUUCCAUCGGAGGAAAAGAGAACAUGUUCUCUAUGUAAUCUCUGAUUAAAUUCAUCGGAAUUUCCGAUGGACAUACAUACGGUCGGAAUUUCCAAUGGAAAAAGUGUGUACGAGGCCUUACACAUAAAUUUGGAUAAACAAAACAAUUCAAGUAGAACCCUAGCAAAAGUUUUCCUUUUUUCUUUGAUUUAAGGUAGUGUGGGAAAGGGUUAGACCCUUGUCAGGUUUCAUUGCUGUCUGUUCACCUUUUAGUAGAUUUCCCUCACUUCCUGUUCUGGUGACAUAUUAGAAAGAAAAACAUUUUCCCCACCAGAGACAUACAUGGCAACAACAAUGUCAGAGAGGUUAUACACUUUACCCACUCACCCAAUAAAGGUGCACUUAUUUUUGUCAUGUCUCCCAUUGGAUAGAUUCAAUAACAAAACAGGAAGUCAGGGGAGAAUUCCUCAAUGGUGACUAAUACAAUUUUAAAACCAUUUCCUAUUCUAUCCAAAUGAAUUUAAGAAAUAACUGGAGUUCUACAUUAGGGGAGUCAUGUAGUGAGUCAUGUAGUGAGCAUGUAUUGAGGUUUACGUUGAUUACCUCUCCUUUAGAAAAUGUAUGAUAGUUCCUUGACUGCCAUGGUAAAUUCAUAGCUUCAGAACUUUCUGAGGUGCUGACCAUUACGCAUGCAGAUUGCUUUUAUCUUCACUAAGACUUUUUAAUCUGCAUGGUUGUUCCAGGUUUGUGACUCAGAAAGUACAGAUGUCAGAGAAUCAAUAUGAAACCAGCAUUUUCACAAGGAGGUCAGCAAUGGCAACCUCUGUGGUUCCCCCCCCCCCC
This is a messenger RNA of Rana temporaria (common frog), 3776 nucleotides long. RefSeq names its product endothelin converting enzyme 2 (gene ECE2). NCBI's taxonomy places the organism in Eukaryota, Metazoa, Chordata, Amphibia, Anura, Ranidae. Gene Ontology annotation, molecular function: metalloendopeptidase activity. Gene Ontology annotation, cellular component: plasma membrane. The record is from RefSeq and is a predicted model, not a curated record. Bases 170 to 2470 code for a protein of 766 amino acids. Gene Ontology annotation, biological process: protein processing. The transcript is spliced from 19 exons.